Molecule: messenger RNA, 5791 nt
Organism: Melopsittacus undulatus (budgerigar)
Lineage: Eukaryota; Metazoa; Chordata; Aves; Psittaciformes; Psittaculidae
Gene: TAOK1
Product: TAO kinase 1
Exons: 20
Coding region: 219-3224 (1001 amino acids)
Biological process (GO): regulation of cytoskeleton organization; protein phosphorylation
Cellular component (GO): cytoplasm
Molecular function (GO): protein serine/threonine kinase activity; ATP binding
Source: RefSeq, a predicted model, not a curated record
CCGGGCCCGACGCCCCUCCGGGGGCGCCUCCCCCCGCGGGGCCGCCGCCCCUUGCCCCGCUCCUCCUCCUCCUCCUCCACCGCGGGGGGCCGACCGGCGCUCCCAGCCCGGCUGCGGCGGAGGUAAUCCAUGCUGAAGAGGCUCCAUUCAUACAGAUGAACCAAGGGUUGAGGCAGCACUUUAAACCCAGAUAGUCGGUCGGCUAACUGCCCAGCAGGAUGCCAUCAACCAGCCGAGCGGGCAGCCUGAAGGACCCAGAAAUUGCAGAGCUCUUCUUUAAAGAAGAUCCAGAAAAGCUCUUCACAGAUCUCCGAGAGAUUGGCCAUGGAAGCUUCGGAGCAGUUUAUUUUGCACGUGAUGUGCGCACCAAUGAAGUGGUGGCCAUCAAGAAAAUGUCAUAUAGUGGGAAGCAGUCCAAUGAGAAAUGGCAAGAUAUUAUUAAGGAAGUCAAGUUCCUCCAAAAAAUAAAACACCCUAACAGUAUAGAAUACAAAGGCUGCUAUUUGCGGGAGCAUACAGCAUGGCUUGUUAUGGAAUAUUGUUUAGGAUCAGCAUCAGACUUACUAGAAGUUCAUAAAAAGCCAUUGCAAGAAGUGGAAAUAGCAGCAAUUACCCAUGGUGCUCUCCAGGGAUUAGCAUACUUGCAUUCUCACAAUAUGAUCCAUAGAGAUAUCAAGGCAGGAAACAUCCUGCUGACAGAGCCAGGACAGGUGAAACUUGCUGACUUUGGGUCUGCUUCCAUAGCAUCUCCUGCCAACUCAUUUGUGGGGACGCCAUAUUGGAUGGCCCCAGAAGUGAUUUUAGCCAUGGAUGAAGGGCAGUAUGAUGGCAAAGUAGAUGUCUGGUCUCUUGGAAUUACCUGUAUUGAGUUAGCGGAAAGGAAGCCUCCUUUGUUUAAUAUGAACGCAAUGAGUGCCUUAUAUCACAUAGCGCAGAAUGAAUCCCCUACACUACAGUCUAAUGAAUGGUCUGAUUAUUUUCGAAACUUCGUAGAUUCUUGCCUCCAGAAAAUUCCUCAAGACAGGCCUACAUCAGAGGAGCUUCUGAAGCAUAUGUUUGUUCUUCGGGAGCGGCCCGAAACAGUGUUAAUAGACUUGAUUCAGAGAACAAAGGAUGCGGUGAGAGAACUGGACAACCUGCAGUAUCGUAAAAUGAAGAAGCUCCUUUUCCAGGAGGCACACAAUGGCCCUGCAGUUGAAACACAGGAGGAGGAGGAGGAACAAGAUCACGGUGUCGGCAGGACAGGAACAGUGAAUAGUGUCGGAAGUAAUCAGUCCAUUCCUAGCAUGUCUAUCAGUGCCAGUAGCCAAAGCAGUAGUGUUAACAGUCUUCCAGAUGCCUCGGAUGAUAAGAGCGAGCUGGAUAUGAUGGAGGGGGACCACACCGUGAUGUCAAAUAGCUCUGUCAUUCAUUUAAAGCCGGAGGAGGAAAACUACAGAGAGGAAUCAGAUCCUCGAACAAGGGCAUCAGAACCCCAGUCUCCUCCCCAAGUAUCUCGCCACAAGUCUCAUUAUCGCAACCGAGAGCACUUUGCUACUAUACGCACAGCAUCGCUGGUGACAAGGCAAAUGCAGGAACAUGAACAAGACUCGGAACUCCGGGAGCAGAUGUCUGGCUACAAACGUAUGAGACGGCAACACCAGAAGCAACUGAUGGCAUUAGAGAAUAAACUGAAGGCAGAGAUGGAUGAACAUCGCCUCAGGUUGGACAAAGAUCUUGAAACACAGCGUAACAAUUUUGCUGCAGAAAUGGAAAAGCUCAUUAAAAAGCACCAAGCAGCCAUGGAGAAAGAGGCUAAAGUGAUGGCCAAUGAAGAAAAGAAGUUUCAACAGCACAUUCAGGCCCAACAGAAAAAAGAAUUGAACAGUUUCCUGGAGUCCCAGAAGAGAGAAUAUAAACUCCGUAAAGAGCAGCUGAAAGAGGAGCUGAAUGAAAACCAGAGCACUCCAAAGAAGGAGAAGCAGGAGUGGCUCUCCAAGCAGAAGGAGAACAUCCAGCAUUUCCAGGCAGAGGAAGAAGCCAACUUACUGAGGCGUCAGAGGCAGUACUUGGAGCUGGAGUGUCGCCGCUUUAAGAGACGGAUGCUUCUUGGCCGCCAUAAUCUGGAGCAGGACCUGGUUCGGGAGGAGUUAAACAAAAGGCAGACACAGAAGGACCUGGAGCAUGCCAUGCUGCUGCGUCAGCACGAGUCCAUGCAGGAGCUGGAGUUCCGCCAUCUCAGUACCAUCCAGAAGAUGCGCUGUGAGCUGAUCCGGCUCCAGCACCAGACCGAGCUCACCAACCAGCUGGAAUACAACAAGCGCCGGGAGCGGGAGCUGAGGCGUAAGCACGUCAUGGAGGUCCGGCAGCAGCCCAAGAGCCUGAAGUCAAAAGAACUACAGAUAAAGAAGCAGUUUCAGGAUACAUGCAAGAUCCAAACCAGGCAGUACAAAGCACUGAGAAACCAUCUGCUGGAGACCACGCCAAAGAGUGAACAUAAAGCUGUCCUCAAACGGCUCAAGGAGGAGCAGACCCGGAAGCUGGCUAUCCUGGCUGAGCAGUAUGAUCACAGCAUUAAUGAAAUGCUCUCUACACAAGCUCUGCGUUUGGAUGAAGCACAGGAAGCAGAGUGCCAGGUUUUGAAGAUGCAGCUGCAGCAAGAAUUGGAGCUGCUGAAUGCGUAUCAGAGUAAAAUCAAGAUGCAGGCAGAGGCCCAGCAUGAUCGGGAGCUGCGUGAUCUUGAGCAGAGGGUAUCCCUCCGCCGGGCCCUCCUUGAGCAGAAGAUUGAGGAGGAGAUGCUGGCCUUGCAGAACGAGCGUACCGAGCGGAUACGAAGCCUGCUGGAACGUCAAGCUCGCGAGAUCGAAGCCUUUGACUCAGAGAGCAUGAGGCUAGGUUUUAGUAACAUGGUUCUUUCUAAUCUCUCCCCCGAGGCGUUCAGCCACAGCUACCCGGGAGCUUCUGGCUGGUCCCACAAUCCUACUGGGGGUGCAGGACCUCACUGGGGUCAUCCCAUGGGUGGCCCACCACAAGCUUGGGGCCAUCCAAUGCAAGGUGGACCCCAGCCAUGGGGUCACCCCUCGGGGCCCAUGCAGGGGGUACCUCGAAGUAGUGCUAUAGGGGUCCGCAACAGCCCCCAGGCUCUGAGGCGGACAGCUUCUGGGGGACGGACGGAACAGGGCAUGAGCAGGAGCACAAGUGUUACUUCACAAAUAUCCAAUGGUUCACACAUGUCUUAUACAUAACUUAAACAAUAACUGAGGGUGGCAAUUCCACUGGAGCUGUCUGCCAACAGAAACUGCCUACAGACACCAGCCCAGCAGCCUCCUCAGUGCGGUGCUGACGUGUGGAAGCUGGGUGCACAUGGAAUAUUGUAUUCAUUUUGUAAAGCAUUACGUUUUGUGUUUACUAACUGGGAUGUCAUAGUAUUUGGCUGCAAGGUUUUGGGGGGGUGGAUUUUUGUUUUUUGUUGUUGUUUUGUUACUUUUUGGAGGGGUCUUGGGAGGGCGUCUGAGAAAUAAAUGCAAUUAGUCAGAAGAGUUGGCUGGUGGUUGUCACACUGACAGGAAGGACAGAAGGGCCUCGGACUGCCCUUGUCAUGCCAUCCAUAGGAAGUCUGAGGGAGAAUGGAGACCUCCUCCCAUGUCCCUAAAUUUCGAACUGCCACCCUGCAAAAACCAGGCGAGCUGCCUUUAAACCAACAUCCAGGGGAGGAACAGCUGGAUCUUCUGUUCCCUUUUCAUUUGUCACUAAAUUGGGUAAAUUGCUAGGGUAUUGCCUCUGCCAAGAGGCAUUUCCAAAUUGGUAGGUGAGGAAGAAGGGUGAGAAGAGAGGCCAAGAGACACCAGGGCUCAGCAGGGCCCUUCUACCCAAGUGCCCGCUCCGUGUCGUGUAGGAUGUGUUGUUCUCUCAGAAGGCCCUGGUCAGCUUCCCCAGAGCUAUGUAGGUAAAUUGGCCUGGAGGGAAGAGGCUUAGAAGUGUUUGAAAUGGAAUCCCUGCUUUGGCACUCCCUGACUGUGCUGCUGGUAGCUCAGAUGAGGUUGGGCAGAGGAGCAUAAGUAAUGCACUUGUACAGCUAAUACUGUGACAUCUCAUUUUAGCUAAGCAUCAGAGUAAUUCUUGGAGCCCAGCGUAGUCCUUUUUGCUCCAUUCAGAAAUGUUUAGACUUUCAGCCAAUCAAUCUCAAAUGCCAGAGGUAUUUUGAAGGAUGCCAUAGUCACAAAAUGCCAUCGAUCGGGUUUUUCAUUAUUAUACUACAUCCACCAAUUUAUUACCUUUUUGGCUUGUUGCAGUUUCCUGUUUACAUGUAGAGUGUAGCCAACUGUUUAAAUGUUUAGUUGCCACGGUGUACCAGGAGGAGCUGAGCCAAUGACUCUUUCCCAGCUGAUGACUAACCCACAUCACCACUGUAGAUCUUGCUGCAUGUGAGGCUCCUUUUUAUUAUUUCCAUUGCUGCAAUACUUCACAACUCUUACAGUCCCUUGAGAUGCUGUGAUAUUUUGGCAGCAUACCAUGCGAGAAGGCACUACUUCCAGAGGCUCGUCAGAGCUGCUGUACUACUGAAAGGAAGCAAAGGAGGUUGUGAGAUCCAUACGGCGAUAAAGGGGUCAGGGAGUCUUGUUAACCAAGUGACUUGGUGGCAUCGUGUCAUCCCUUAGUGCUUGGGAGCUGGAGAUGCCCCUGUGCUCUCGUUGCCAGUGCAAGCUCUGGUCAGCCAGCACUGUGGGGUGAGGGGAAAGAGCAGGUAGAUGAAGUUUGGCUUGAAGCAAAGGUUUCCGUCUUGGGGGGCUGACCAGCCAGGGCUCUUUGUAAAUGUUUUUCCUUGCACACUAAUCAUCUUGAAGAAAACACUAGCUGCUAACUCUAGGAUUUGCCUUUAAUAUGUUUAUAGGGCUCAAAAGCGAGGUUUUCCGAAUGUGUUUGUCCAUGUGACAUAUUUAUAUAGUAACUACUCUAGUGUCUCGCUGCUGUUCAGUACUCGACAGGGCGACGUUCUUUCGUUAGCUAAAUUAACAUCCACUCCCAAUCCUUAACUCUCUGCCAGUGUCCAGUGAAUCCAACUGGGAUUUCUAGCAUCUUGACGUAGCAUAUCACUUGAAUCAAAGAUGGAAACUCCACCAAAACAUGUUUGAGCAGCCCCUUAGUAAGGAGCUUUGUAGUACUAACAGUUGUUGGAAGCCUGGGAUGAGGCGGUAGUCCCAUGGAGGUGACUGUGGUUGCUCUCCUGGGGCAAGUGGUGACUGUGAAUUGUCCUGUCCCUCUGCUAUGUUUUUAUGUGGAAUUGGAUGUUUUGGGGUCAUUCUUUUGCAUUGCAGUGUUGUUGAAAUGCAGCAAAACUGAUUUAGGAAAGGUAUCUGUGUUUUCCUGGGGUUCGAAAGACAGGCAAACAUGAAAUGAAAGGCCAGAAUUGCAUUGGGGCUUAACCAUGGGAGUGUAGAGGGUGUGCCCAGAGCAUGGUGCUAACACAGUGUUUGGAAGUUCAGCUCCUCUGUCACAAACAGCAGCAGCAGCGGCAGUGGGGACAGGCUAUACCUGCAAGUUCAGUGGGUUCAUUCUUUUGCUUCUGUUAUGGUUUGAAUUUGGUCAAAGUCUCUGGCUUAAAUUGAGCUACUUCAACAGAAUUCUCUCAACCCAUCUCUUUGUGUAAUGUUGAGCAUGACUGAAUGCUGAAUCCAAAUGAUGGCUAUCCCAUAUUGGCUUUUUUUGUAUUCAAAAAGAAUUGUGUAGUAACCAUUUUUACAUGUAUAUCAUGUGCAGACCUGGACUAUUCCAACAAGUUAAUACUUUAAUUAAAAUAGUUUGCAAAAACUGA